This is a messenger RNA of Rotaria sp. Silwood2, 231 nucleotides long. NCBI's taxonomy places the organism in Eukaryota, Metazoa, Rotifera, Eurotatoria, Philodinida, Philodinidae. The record is from the annotation of a GenBank genome assembly.
AUGUCAUCUAUUAGACAUAAAUAUAGAUCAAAUAGAGAGAAUGAAAGAUCAGUUUUCAAAGUAUUUUUUUCCCAUUAUAGGAAAUCCAUAAAUAGAGCACUUGCUAGACUUUAUGUUAAAGAUGAAGAAAUUGAAUUGGCUAAAGCUCGCCUGUUACUUUAUCAUAUGUGCCGUCUAUCACUUAAAGAAGGUCUUGAAUUACUUGGUAUUGAAGCACUAACUCGUAUAUGA